CAGCUCUCUCAGUCUUCACAGAGACACAGGAGAGGCGAAAGGGGAACGCUUGAGGACACUUGACAGCCUUCAGAGACUGCUAUGACAUCUCGCAGGUGGUUCCACCCCAACAUCACCGGAAUCGAGGCAGAACAGCUCCUGUUGACCCGGGGUGUCCACGGCAGUUUCCUGGCCCGGCCCAGCAAGAGCAAUCCGGGGGAUUUUACCCUCUCUGUUAGGCGGAACGAUGAGGUGACCCACAUUAAGAUCCAGAACUCGGGUGACUACUACGACCUGUACGGCGGCGAGAAGUUUGCCACGCUGGCCGAGCUGGUUCAGUAUUACACCGAGCAACAGGAUCUUUUGCGCGAGAGGAACGGCCAUGUCAUCGAGCUCAAAUACCCACUCAACUGCAAAGACCCCACCUCUGAGAGGUGGUAUCACGGGCACCUCUCUGGGCGAGAUGCAGAGAAACUGCUCACAGACAAAGGCAGAGCCGGUAGCUUCUUGGUACGGGAGAGCCAGAGUAAACCGGGUGACUUCGUCCUCUCAGUUCUUACCAAUGAGGAGAAACACGAGAACGUGGACCGCAAGACCAAGGUCACCCACGUUAUGAUACGCUACCAGCAGGAUGGUAAAUAUGACGUGGGCGGCGGUGAGAGGUUCGACACCCUGGCUGACCUGGUGGAUCACUACAAGAAAAAUCCCAUGGUUGAGAAAAGUGGCAUUGUAGUGCACCUCAAACAGCCCUUUAAUGCCACGAGGAUAAAUGCAGCCAACAUUGAGAACAGGGUACGAGAGCUCAACAAAGUAGCAGACAACUCUGAGAAACCCAAGCAAGGUUUCUGGGAAGAAUUUGAGGUACUUCAGCAGCAGGAGUGCAAACUGCUGUAUCCCCGGAAAGAAGGCCAGAAGCCAGAAAACAAGAGUAAAAACAGAUACAAGAAUAUCCUGCCCUUUGACACAACUCGGGUUGAAAUCAGGGAAACAGAUCCAGAUGUUCCUGGUUCAGACUACAUCAAUGCCAACUACAUCAGAAGUAUGCAUGAAGAGGGGCGCCAUGUGGAUGAGGGCAAAGUCUUCAUCGCCACCCAAGGGUGCCUACAGAAUACGGUCAUUGACUUCUGGAAGAUGGUGUAUCAGGAGAAUACACACGUCAUUGUGAUGACUACAAAGGAGGUGGAGCGAGGACGGAACAAAUGUGUGCGUUACUGGCCCGACCUCCAUGGCACAAAGGAGUUCGGGAAUGUGCUGGUAAGGAACGUGGACGAGAGACCAGCACAAGACUAUGUCUUGAGGAAGCUGGAGGUGACCCGUCUGGAUCGGAAGGAGCCUCUGAGGUACAUUUGGCAUUACCAGUACCUGAGCUGGCCGGACCACGGGGUGCCCAAUGAGCCCGGCGGUGUCCUCUGGUUUCUGGAGGAAGUCAACCGCACCCAGAGUACCAUUCCAGACACUGGACCUAUUGUCGUCCACUGCAGUGCAGGCAUCGGCAGGACAGGCACCAUUAUCAUCAUUGACAUCCUUAUUGACAUCAUUAACCGCCAAGGUCUUGAUUGUGACAUUGACAUCCCUAAGACCAUCCAGAGGGUACGGCAGCAGAGGUCGGGCAUGGUGCAGACUGAGGCCCAGUAUAAGUUCAUCUACAUGGCUGUGCAGCAGUACAUCGACACGGCUCAGAAGAGACUGGAGGAGGAGCAGAGGAAUAAGAUGAAGGAGAGGGAAUAUUCCAAUAUCAAAUAUCCCCAGAUGACCAACUCGAGGUCCAAACCAAACAUGGUAUCCUCGCGCUCUUCUUCUGUGAUGACAAAUGAUGAUUCGUCGAGUGUGUACGAGAACAUAAACUUUAAAAGCCCUCAGACGUCUUUUAGCAGUAACACCAGGAGGUAAAGCCAUCGCCGUGGACCUCCACAUCUCUGUUUGCCUCUCUUUUCGGCGGAGGUGUCGCUUUGUCAGCGCCUGAAAAUCCCUCGGGGGAGGAGGGAGCGUGUCGCUCCGACUUCACGCCACAUCGGCGGACCCUGCUUGGGUUAAAGGUGGCGAGCUGACCCCUCUCCUGCUGCCGUCCUGCCGGACCUCUCUGUCUGGAGUCAAACCUUACCCUC
Messenger RNA from Chelmon rostratus (copperband butterflyfish), 2084 nucleotides. It is a transcript of the gene ptpn11b, whose product is annotated as protein tyrosine phosphatase non-receptor type 11b. Gene Ontology annotation, biological process: protein dephosphorylation. Lineage: Eukaryota; Metazoa; Chordata; Actinopteri; Chaetodontiformes; Chaetodontidae. Gene Ontology annotation, molecular function: protein tyrosine phosphatase activity. The transcript is spliced from 16 exons. Bases 82 to 1869 code for a protein of 595 amino acids. The record is from RefSeq and is a predicted model, not a curated record.